CUACACACACGCAGGGAUGACCUCGUUCAGGCGGUCAGGGUUUUCUUGAAAUCUUACCGCUCCUCUCGUCUCUCUCUCUGUGUCUCUCUCUACCUGCGAACACAGCGAGAGUAGCAAUGGCAGUAGCUGAACUGGCGGCGGCUCCUCUUCGCUUGCAGUAGCUGCAAUGGCGGCAGACGUUUCAGUGAAGGUGGAGCCGGAGAACGUCUGUUGCAGAGCGUGGAAGCUCAAGUACUCGAAGUUGGAAGAGAAGCGAAAUGCUCUCAGGCAAGCCGUGAAGCUACUCGAGCAGCAGCUCGAUAAGGUUCAGGCCGAAAGCCUCAAUCACAAGAAAGCAUGUGAAGCGGAACGGGCGCGUGCAGAACUUGAGAAAGAGGAAAAGGAGAGAGCAUUAUCUGUCAGAGUUUCGUUGGAGAAUGAAGUCGCUGUGUUGAAGUCCGAGAUAGUGUCGUUGCAGAGAAGUGUCGGUUCUGAUGAUCAAGACGGGAAGGAGAAAAUCAAGUUGCUCGAGGCCCAGGUCUCUAAGGGGGAGGCAGAAAUUAAACGCCUAAAGGAACUUACAAAGAAGGAGAAAUCUAGGGCAGAUUCAGAAAGGAAGAAUGCAGAGUCCGAGAAAAGAAGAGCUGAGGAAGCCUGGAAAAUGUUGCAAACCGAGAAAAGUAAGGCUGAUGAAGAGAGAAAAAUCUGUGUUAUUGAACGGAGGAAGGCUGAAGACUGUAGGCUGCAGUUGCAGAACUUGAGAAAAGAAAUUGAUGAAGCAAGAUCAAAAUUAGUCUCUGAGACUUUAAGGUGUGAAGAGGCAAAGAAAGAACUUGAAUUAGAGAAGCAAAGAACAAUGAAAGAGAGACAGGGUGCCGAUUUGGAGAAGGCUAAAGCAGCUGAUCAAAGAAAGCUAGCUGAAGAUAAUUACAGGAAGCUAAUGGAAGAGAAAGAUCAUGCUAAAAAUUUGUCUGGUGAAGUUGAGCGAGGCAAAAAGUGCAUUGAGAAAUUGCAGCAAGAGCUUCAUGACGUUAUGUCUUCUAUCAGAAUGAGUAACUGUCCUGUAGCAGGAACUGACCAGAAAGUGGAUUUUGAGAUUGCAAAGCAGAAUGAUGAGCUUUGUAGAACGGCUAGGCUGAUUUCAACAGCUGAGAAAGCAGCCAUUGAUGUUGAGAAACAGAGACAGUCAAGUAAGAAGAAACAGACAGCUUUGGAAAUGUUGAAAGGAAAUAGUCAAACUGGAGAGCAUAAUAAGGCUUUGAAUGACAAAGAUAAUGAUAAAUCACCCAAAUUGUCGGAGAAAAAGAGGCGAAGGAGUGGAAAGUUCAAGAAAGAUGGAUCUGGGAAACUGUUGGAGGCUCCUCCUGCCUUGCCUAUGACGGAUGCUGACUCUGCCAAGUUGAAGCUUUUGAAAGAAAGAUUGAAGCUUGAAAAGAUGAGAGCUAAACAUGCCAAAGAAGUGGUGGAAUUGGAAAAAUGCCGAAAUGAUCUUCUGAUGCAAGAAAUCCUUCGUAUGAAGAUGGAGUUUGGCGAAUUUGCACAUCGCCUUGAUGCACUGGGCAGCUGUUUCUCACCCAGCCGUGGAGGUAUGCCUGGGCUUGAAAAGAAUGCAAGAACCACCGGUACAACUGGAAGGAGGCAAAAUUUGUGUGUCCCAGAAUCGUUUCAUGCAUGCUGUCAAAGCAACAUUGCAAUUUUCAAGCCUAGCUGUGUAUCCGUUGCCACAUGUGAUGAUUUGAGACAGCUUCCGCAUAGAGAAGUUGGGCCGCCUACACCCAGAGGCAGUUCUACUGAUUUUGUAUCAGGUACUGAUUCUAAAUCGGAGCUUCCGCCUAGAGGCUCUAACAGAAAAAAAUUACAGUGUUCUGCCCUAAAUUCUGCUACGGCAUCUUUUUCUGAUAGAGAGUUGGUGGGAUCACAGGACAGGGCAUACAUUGUUGCUUCAUCAGCAAAACUGAGGAAAGAUAACUUGAAUCAGCAAAGAAAUGUUUCGAGCCUAUCCAAUGGAGAUACCAAAGUGAGGGCCAACGAAAAAUUCCUUGAGGUUUGUGACGAUAGUGUGAAAAGUCCUCAUGUGGGUCUUCAUGGAUCAAAAGUAUGCGGACAGAAGAGGAAGAACCUUCUUGAUGUGAUUGAAUCGGUUGAUCAUAUGAGUGUAAGAAGUAGGAAGUUGCAUCUCCAUAUGGAAGAGGACCGUACUCUCUUGCAUGGUAUUUUAAGUCAACAAACAGAUGAACCCUUGAAUGAUGCUGGAUAUAUGCUUGAUAGUAAACAAGUGGAGCAUGAGAGCAAGCGGAAGAAGAGAAAGGUUUUACAUGAAAAGGACGGUGGAAAAGGACUACAUCAUGGCAAUAGGAUACUGCAGAACAAAAAUAACUGUGGAUCUGAAAUUCGCACUGAAGCAAAUACCAGUGGACGGGUUCCCAAUGAAAUAAUUGGAGGAGUUUGCUUUGUACGGAGGGAGGAUGUUGGUGGUUCUUUUGGCUGUAACAAUGAUAGAGUUGAAAUUUUUGAUACCGUGGAUGGCAGUUAUAUGAAAUUGCUGGAAUUGGAUGAUCCGACUGAUGAGCAGCGCUACAGGAGAGCGAUUGGCAGGCUUGUUUCUCCAGGGCUUCCCGAGAUGGACUUCGAUAUCACUGAAUCUUCUGAUAAGGAAGAGAAAGACUUGAUCCAUGGAGUAGUGCAUGAGAAAGAGAAUACAUCAACUUCCUGCUGUCUCGGUUUGGGAGAAGGGAGAGUCGAUUUAAACAGGUUGAGAUUUAUUGUUUCAGGAGAGGGGGGUAAAUUUUUAUUUGAGAGUCAACAUGGAUCUGCAAAUGAUGCUCUUCCUAAAUAUUGUGUUAUCUCUUCGGAUGUUAAGGAAAUCGAAAGCAUAUAUAGGAUAAUUCUAGCAAUCGACAGUUGUGUGGUUCGGAGUUCUUUGCUAUCUCACCCAGGCUGGAUGCUGCAAAAAUUUCUGAUUGAACUGAGGAAGGAAGAAAAUCUCCUGCAGAAGGAGAGGGUCUGUGUGCUGUUUUCAUUAUUGCUGGUCAACUACUCUGUUGUGGCAUCAGGAACAUUUGGGUACUCAUUUGACAGAGAUUUUUUCAAUUUGGUAGAUUCAUUUGCUGAGCAUAUAAAGUCUGUGAUGUCAAAUGCGGAGACAAGACUACUAUUUAUGGAGUUAUGUCAAGUUGAUGGACUUCUUUGUCUCACUGAGGAUUUCCUUGUUCACGGGAAGAUUAUUUUCUGUAAUGGUGUACCUUCUGAAUCUUCAAUCGCAGCUGAUAGAACAGUGGAAAUGAAAUUGGACAACGUUGAUGGUCACCUGUCAUCAGGAACUGCAUCAAGGGAUCUGUUGGUGGCGGGCAGUAUUGUUUUUGCAUCAAUAUGUGUGAUGGACAAUAAGAUUGGUUUUUCAUGUGAAGCUUCCUACAAGAUUUGUUGUACAAAUGGAUCUGAUCCUUUAUUGGUCCUUAGCAUUCUUCAUGUGUUUGCUUAUUUAUGUGGAAGCGAAUAUCUUACAUCAAGCAGAUAUAGUUUGCUGAUGACCGUCUUGAAGUCAGUGGUCAUGCUUCUUGAGCAAUCUAAUUUGUCGGUGGGUUCUCAAUGUCCCUUGUUGGUGGGGGAGGUGGGGGCUGUUGUCCCUCCGAGUGCCAGCUGCCCAUUCAGUAUUGGAGCAACUUCUGUGGAUGGUGUCAUAUCGCUAUUAUUAGAGAGGCUUCAAAAGAUUGCUCUAUGUGGAAGUCUGCAACCUGUCACAGUGGAACCGAUCAAUUUAGGAAAUACUCUAGAUAAUUUUAGUGCUCAGCCGGAUGCAUUUGAAAUCCUGCCUGACAAGGGAGGCAAAGGGGUCCCCCUUACUGAAUCACAAAUCAGAAGUGCUGACGAUCUCUUUGAUCUUAGUGAAUUACUUUCUUUGGUGGAGUUAAUUGCAUUGAAUGCAGGGUGGGAGUCCACACAAAGUAAAAUCAUCCCACAGCUGUUAAAACUUUUUGAAUCUCCCAUGCUGGAAAGCAUUUCUGCAGCUGUUAUAAUUCUUGUUGGUCAACUUGGAAGGCUUGGAGUUAAAGCCGGUGGCUUUGAUGAUGUUGGAGUCCAAAGUUUGAGGCGUUCCUUGUAUAGCUUUCUCGGACAGGCCGCCACCUUGAACAUGGGCUUCUCUACUCAGUCUGCUAUAGCAAUUGCUCUGCUUCGGCUUGUGCCGCUAGAUUUUGAGAAUAUUGUGCGGGGUAACACAAGUGUGAGUCAGUCUGCCUCUGCCUGUGCUAUCAGAAAAUGGUUUUCUUCUUUAACCAGAGAUCAGAAAACCUCGAUUUGUAAUCUUCUCCAAUCAGCAACUGUAGAUAAAAGCUGAGCUUUAUUUGUCGACCCGCUUUUUUCUUCACUUGAAGAUCAAUCAAUUCACAAGCUCUACACAGAUUGUCGGGUUUAAGUUAUUGAAGAGGACUGGACAUUUCGGCAAUUUCCACCUAUUUUUUAGAUCAUUGCAAUGUUGUUGGCAUCAUGACAAUUUUGGAUCUCAGGGAGAAGCUUUUUGUAGUCGAUAUCGCAAUUUGGCUUGUCAUAUUGCAAUUUGUGUAACUGGAAUGUUCAGGGACGGAUUUUGAGAGGAUGAGAAUGGGUAGCCUUUUUGUCCAGUUUCUUGCUGUUCGGCUAAAUAAAUAUCUAUUAUUCUGGUCUGCA
This is a messenger RNA of Syzygium oleosum, 4644 nucleotides long. RefSeq lists its product as uncharacterized. Lineage: Eukaryota; Viridiplantae; Streptophyta; Magnoliopsida; Myrtales; Myrtaceae. The transcript is spliced from 8 exons. The coding region runs from base 167 to 4315 and encodes 1382 amino acids. The record is from RefSeq and is a predicted model, not a curated record.